CUUCGAUAUAUCUCGAGCAUGGCAACCAGCAGCUGAUCGUGAUCAGCCAGUGAGUUCUCAUAUUGACGAACUUUUGUAGUCCUUUUGCGACUAAUUUUCGCGAUCGAUUUAAUUUUUCAUCGUGAAAAAAAUGACCGAAGGCGGGGAGAAGCUAACUGGUUUAGCAAAACACUUUAAUAGCCAGACCAUGCAUGGUCGCGCGAACGUGACGAAGGCGACGUACGCUGGCAUAGGACUGAUCGUUUUGUACUUUUACUUGAAGCCGAAGAAAAAGACGUAAUUCAGAUGAUAUGAAACUGUAGUUACAUUUUACAUUAUGUAAUACAAUACGUUGUGUGGUAACUCUCCUUCAAAUUCUUCAAAUAAAUAGUUAAAUUAUCUUUUAUAGAUCUUUUUUGUUUAUUGCUUGAUGCUUGAUUCUGUGAACGAUGUGAUAUGUUGCCAUGGGUAACCAUUAAUUACCAAGAUAGCAUAUGUCAUAAUUUGCAGUAACAUAGUCUCAAGUGAAUACAGUAAUUCUGUAUCUAUUGUUUAAUAAUUCUUUGCUAAAAUAUAAAAAAUUAGAAAAAGAAACAAUUAUACUGUAUAAUGAUUGAAUAAUAUAUUCAGUGGAGUAUAUUCCAUUAAUAUAUUUCACUAUAUAUUUUGUUUGUUUAAUUAAUAUCUUCAAAAUUUUGUAUAAUUUAAUCCGCUUUAUUAUAUCAUCAUCUUGUUCAAUAUUUUAAGAAAGUAUAUAUAUAUAUAUAUAUAUAUAUAUAUAUAUAUAUAUAUGAAUAUCUUAUCGCAAUCAUGGAAAUACAAUUGCAAUCAUGGAAAUUCCUUGUAAUGAUAUAUUAAGAUACUCCAUCAUAUAAAUUAGCUUAUUUGUUAUCAAGGGCUGAAUUGUAAUUCACAUGUUUGAGAGAUUCAUUAAAUUUAUUUUAUGUACAAUAAAAUUUAUUUAAAACA
Molecule: messenger RNA, 948 nt
Organism: Nylanderia fulva
Lineage: Eukaryota; Metazoa; Arthropoda; Insecta; Hymenoptera; Formicidae
Product: ATP synthase F(0) complex subunit k, mitochondrial
Cellular component (GO): proton-transporting ATP synthase complex
Source: RefSeq, a predicted model, not a curated record